ACCAAAUUUAAUUGGAUCCCGUUUUUUUUUUUUCUCUCCAUCUUCACUCUGUCCAGCAUCAAGAUUGAAACUACGUUAGAUUGACUAACUGUUUUGCCUCCAAUGCCACUCAUAUUGCAUCAGCGCAGCCUCGUAUCUUCAAGCGCUCCAGAUCCAUGGCUUUCAGUUCAACCAUCUAGAAACUGUAAGGUAGUUAGCUUCAAUCACCAGCCAUUUUACUGGUGUUUUAGGAAGAAGAGACGUGGUUUGAGGCUUUCUUUGUUGGAUGAUGGUAAUCUGAAGCUAAACUACAGCUUCCCAGAUUUUGGGAGACAUACUCUAAAUUUCUCCAGAUCAAGAAGAAGUGGACUCCUGUUACCCUUUGCCUCUGCAGAUGAUGGGGUGACAGUUAAUGGGAGUCCUCGAGCAAGUGCUGGUGGUGAAGUUGAGGAAUUGAGAGUUAAACUUGAUCAGUCAUUACAAGGUGAAGACUGUAGUACUGGACUGGUCCAAUCAUUACAUGAUGCCGCUAGGGUAUUUGAACUUGCUAUCAGAGACCAAAGCCUAUCAUCAAAAGUUUCAUGGUUCUCAACUGCAUGGAUUGGUAUUGACAAGACUGCUUGGAUAAAGGAACUAUCCUACCAGGCAUCAGUUUAUUCUCUACUGCAAGCGGCAAGUGAAAUUUCAUCUCGAGGAGAUGGAAGAGACAGAGAUAUUAAUAUUUUUGUCCAAAGGAGUUUGUUGCGGCAAUCUGCGGCAUUGGAGGCUGUAAUUAAUAAUAAAUUAUCAGCCAAACAACCUCAAGCUCAUCAAUGGUUUUGGAUGGAGCAAGUUCCUGCUGCUGUCAGCAAUUUUGUAAACUAUAUUGAGAAGGACCAAUCUUUUUCUGCUUUUGCUUCAAUGUCUGGGAAAGUAAUGCCUCUGGUUUCGGAAAAUGCAAGUGACUUGUCACUUCUUAUGCUUGCACUGAGUUGCAUUGCAGCAAUUAUGAAGCUUGGCCCAACUAAAAUUUCUUGUGCACAGUUCUUCUCCAGUAUGCCAGACACGACAGGUAGAUUGAUGGACAUGCUGAUUGAGUUUGUGCCUAUCCGUCAAGCUUAUCAUUCCGUGAAGGAUAUUGGUCUCCGCCGAGAGUUUCUUGUCCAUUUUGGCCCUCGUGCUGCAGCAAAUAGAGUAAAAAAUGAUCGACACACUGAAGAGGUUAUGUUUUGGGUUAGUCUUGUACAGAAGCAGCUACAAAAAGCUAUUGAUAGGGAGAGGAUAUGGUCCAAACUCACAACAUGUGAAAGUAUUGAGGUGCUAGAGAGGGAUUUGGCCAUAUUUGGGUUCUUCAUUGCUUUAGGAAGAAGCACACAGUCCUUCCUUUCUGCAAACGGUUUCGAUUCUGUUGAUGAACCUAUUGAAGAGCUUAUGAGGUAUCUGAUUGGGGGAAGUGUGUUAUAUUAUCCUCAGCUGUCAUCUAUAAGUUCUUAUCAACUGUAUGUGGAGGUUGUUUGUGAAGAGCUGGACUGGCUUCCCUUUUACCCAGGAAGUAGUAAUAGCUUUAAACGCAAUAUGGGGCAUACAAGAAAGGAAGAAAGUCCUCCAAAUCCUGAGGCUAUACCCCUAGCAUUGGAUGCUUGCUCUCAUUGGAUCCAGAGUUUCAUUAAAUACAGUAAAUGGCUGGAAAAUCCUUCCAAUGUUAAGGCUGCUGGAUUUCUUUCCAAAGGGCACGAGAAGUUGAAGGUGUGUUUGGAAGAACUAGGUAUACAAAAGACCACGUCUGGAACUUAUUCACCAACCGAGCUAGAGACUGAUUCCUUUGAUAAGGCUUUGGAAAGUGUUGAAGAAGCUCUGAUGAGAUUGCAAGGAUUGCUUCAGGAGCUUCAUAUGUCAAGCUCCACUUCUGGGAAGGAGCAUCUCAAAGCUGCUUGUUCUGAUCUUGAGCGGAUAAGGCGGCUAAAAAAAGAGGCUGAGUUUCUUGAGGCAUCUUUCAGGGCGAAGGAAGCUUCCUUACAACAGGAGGGUGAUGCAAGUGAUUCAUCUUCUGUUAGCAAUGAGAGACAGCAUUCUAAGGGAAAAGCCAGCAAGAGGGCCAGUAUAAAUAGAGAUAGUGGCAGCAGGGUAAGUAAACCUCGUGGAUUGUGGAGCUUCCUAGUACGCCCCUCAAACAAAUCCAGUGACCUUGGGAUGUCAAUGGCCAAUGCAAAUGAUGAUGAAUGCUUUGAACAGAGAACUGCAGGCACCGUGUCUUCAUAUUCAGAGUCAAAUGAAAUCCAACGCUUUGAACUCCUAAGGAAUGAACUAAUAGAACUGGAGAAGCGAGUUCAAAAGAGUGCUGAUCGGUCUGAAUAUGAAGAGGAAGAUAUUCAGACAACCGAUGAAAGUUUCAGCCAGCGAAAUGAAGUUAAAGGCCCUAACUUGGUUCGAGUUCAGAAGAAGGAAAGCAUUAUCGAAAAGUCAUUGGAUAAGCUAAAAGGGACUAGCACGGAUGUUUGGCAAGGAACUCAACUUCUUGCUAUUGAUGUUGCUGCUGCUAUGGGGCUGCUUAGGAGGGUUGUAAUAGGUGAUGAAUUAACGGAGAAAGAAAAGCAAGCACUUCGAAGAACCUUGACAGACUUGGCAUCUGUAGUUCCAAUUGGCUUUCUAAUGCUUCUUCCUGUUACCGCAGUUGGGCAUGCUGCUAUGUUGGCUGCAAUUCAAAGAUACGUGCCGUCUCUGAUACCGUCCACAUAUGGACCAGAAAGGUUAGAUCUCUUGAGGCAGCUGGAGAAAGUGAAGGAAAUGGAGGAUGAGGUGAACUCCAAGGACAAUGCUGAUGAAAAGCCCAGGUAAAAGCAUCGUGAACAUCUUUCCUCUGAACUUCACUUUGCUUUUAGGUAAGCACCAGUGGCUGCAGUCUUGCGGUGCCGUUUCUGGAGUGCCCGGUUCACGGUGGAUUGAUGGGUGACCAUCUUUUCUGAGCUCUG
Molecule: messenger RNA, 2927 nt
Organism: Coffea eugenioides
Lineage: Eukaryota; Viridiplantae; Streptophyta; Magnoliopsida; Gentianales; Rubiaceae
Exons: 19
Coding region: 103-2793 (896 amino acids)
Biological process (GO): intracellular monoatomic cation homeostasis
Cellular component (GO): mitochondrial inner membrane
Source: RefSeq, a predicted model, not a curated record